Messenger RNA from Columba livia (rock pigeon), 2601 nucleotides. RefSeq names its product tyrosine-protein kinase ZAP-70. Gene Ontology annotation, molecular function: ATP binding; non-membrane spanning protein tyrosine kinase activity. The transcript is spliced from 14 exons. Bases 491 to 2320 code for a protein of 609 amino acids. The record is from RefSeq and is a predicted model, not a curated record. NCBI's taxonomy places the organism in Eukaryota, Metazoa, Chordata, Aves, Columbiformes, Columbidae. Gene Ontology annotation, cellular component: cytoplasm. Gene Ontology annotation, biological process: protein phosphorylation; intracellular signal transduction.
CAGAGCUCUUCCGAGCCACACAGCUUUUAUUUUCUCUUCUUUUCUUUCCUGUGCAACAAGGAAAUAGGUCACAUUUCAAAGAAACCAGCAAACGGAGCUUAGCAAAUGCCAGACAGCUCACUGGAUGGUGCUGCCCGUUCCCCUCCCGCCUUCCAAAAUUGACACAUUUCUCACUCGCCAAAGAAUAUUUUGCCCCUUCGUCCCUUUCUUUCUUCGAAAUCGCUGUAAGGAAGCCCUGACGAGACAGCCGGCCCAUCCGCAGACCAGCUCAACGGAGCCAGUGGGAUUAAAGUGACCCUGGAGCCAGUGGGAUUAAAGUGACCCUGCGGUGACGGCUGGCCACACCUGAGCUCCGUCUUUCUCCGGAGCAUGUGCAUCAUGUAGAAACAGGAGCCACCAAACGGGAUCAGAGUAUCGGCCAAUUCACAAACCAGCCAGAGUCAGAUCGAAGACCAGCAGUGCGUGAGCCAACCCGGGCGGCCCCACAGAGAUGCCAGAUGCUGCUGCUCACCUGCCCUUUUACUACGGCAGCAUCGCCAGGUCGGAAGCGGAGGAGCACCUCAAGCUGGCGGGGAUGUCGGAUGGACUGUUCCUGCUGCGGCAAUGCCUGCGCAGCCUGGGGGGGUACGUCCUCUCCAUGGUCUACAACCUGCAGUUCUACCACUACUCCAUCGAGCGCCAGAUGAACGGGACGUACGCCAUCGCGGGGGGGAAAGCGCACUGCGGGCCGGAGGAGCUCUGCGAGUUUUACUCCAAGGAUGCCGACGGGCUGUGCUGCCCUCUCCGCAAACCCUGCAACCGCCCCAGCGGGGUGGAACCCCAGCCCGGGGUCUUCGACAGCAUGAGGGACAAUAUGGUGCGCGAAUACGUCCGGCAGACGUGGAAACUAGAGGGGGACGCACUCGAACAGGCCAUCAUAAGCCAGGCUCCGCAGGUGGAGAAGCUCAUUGCCACCACAGCCCAUGAGAAGAUGCCCUGGUACCACGGCAGCAUCGCCCGCGACGAGGCUGAGCGCAGGCUCUACUCUGGGGCACAACCCGACGGGAAAUUCCUGCUGAGAGAAAGGAAGGAAAAUGGCACCUAUGCCCUCUCCCUCAUCUAUGGCAAGACGGUGUAUCACUAUCGGAUAGACCAGGACAAGUCCGGCAAGUACUCAAUCCCCGAGGGGACCAAGUUCGACACGCUGUGGCAGUUGGUGGAGUACCUAAAACUGAAACCGGACGGGCUGAUUUUCUACCUGAGGGAAACCUGCCCCAACCCCAACAUGCCAGUGUCUGCAGCACCGGUUCCACCAACCCACCCCUCCGCAAGCAGACACCUUGGACCUCUCAAUGCAGAUGGAUACACGCCAGAGCCUGUAGGUGCAGGAAAGUCACGCCUCCUACCUAUGGACACCAGUGUCUAUGAAAGCCCAUACAGUGAUCCAGAAGAACUGAAGGAUAAGAAGCUUUUCCUGAAGAGGGACCACCUGAUGAUUGAUGAAGUGGAACUGGGGGCAGGAAACUUUGGCUGUGUCAAGAAAGGAGUCUACAAAAUGAGAAAGAAGCAGAUCGACGUGGCCAUAAAGGUGUUGAAGAGCAACAACGAGAAAACAGUGAAGGACGAAAUGAUGAAGGAAGCACAGAUCAUGCAUCAGCUGGACAACCCCUACAUUGUCCGCAUGAUUGGAGUCUGCGAGGCAGAGUCCCUGAUGCUCGUGAUGGAGAUGGCUUCUGGAGGGCCACUCAACAAGUUCUUGGCUUCCAAGAAGGACGAGAUUACAGUCAACAAUGUCGUGGAGCUAAUGCACCAAGUCUCCAUGGGGAUGAAGUACUUGGAGGAAAAAAACUUUGUCCAUAGGGACCUGGCAGCCAGAAAUGUCCUGCUGGUCAACCAGCAUUAUGCCAAGAUCAGUGACUUUGGGCUGUCCAAGGCUCUUGGCGCUGAUGACAGCUACUACAAGGCCAGGACGGCAGGAAAGUGGCCCCUGAAAUGGUACGCCCCAGAGUGCAUCCUCUAUCACAAGUUCUCCAGCAAGAGUGACGUGUGGAGCUACGGCGUGACCAUGUGGGAGGCCUUCAGCUACGGGCAGAAACCCUACAAGAAAAUGAAAGGCCCAGAGGUCAUCAGCUUCAUAGAGCAAGGGAAGCGUAUGGACUGCCCCACGGACUGCCCGGCGGAGAUGUACGCGCUCAUGCAGCAGUGCUGGACAUACAGAUGGGAAGAGCGCCCAGGAUUUAUUUCUGUGGAAAACACAAUACGCUCCUACUACUACAGUAUCGCUACCAAGACAGAAAACGGGUCAGAGACAGAGGACAAGUCAAAAGCAACUAUUCCCUGAGCUUCCCUCUCUGCUCCUGAACACACAUCCUUGCUCCAUGGGACCUGGAAAGGCUCUGGGUGAAUUUUUGCUUUAAUCUCUUAAAUGCUGGUUUUGUUUCUCAAUCAGUUCCAGAACUAAGGCCCUGGGAGACAAUGCUGUCACAGCAGAUGAGGGCACUCAGCUGUGCCUUGUGUCUCCUACCAGCCAGCAACGAUUUACAUCUCCAGCCCGAGCCAGCACAGGACAGUACAGGCAGUAUUAUAGUCACCCUGUAAAUAAACUAUUUUAUAUUUUUCACA